AUACAGCAUACACACAAUCAUACACAGGUUACCCUGGAGAAAGCCGGCAUUGGCAACACACUAUCAAAGCAACUGUUUUUUUGAUAAUUUUGCCGUUGGUUUUAGGAUGUUUUAGGGAUGUGUAGUGCAAAUGUCCAGCAACAAACGUUUGAACAGAUGGCCGUAGAUGUCUUAGAUUUGGGAUGAAUUUAACUUUGAACCUUGGAUGACGCUAGCAAUGUCCUACAACACAAUCCUCAUGUUGGUUCGCAUGUAUUUCUCGUUGUGCACACUUGAGGUUUUGGAGUUCCAAUGGAUGCGAGGGUCUUGGCAAGUCUUGAGAGCCUUAUGUCGAGUCUAGCCAACUUUGGCCGUUGAGGUUCGAACAUGGCCCAAGCUUGUGAUUGUCAGCCCGGACAAUCAGAUAAAGAGCUGCUGAAUGACUUGCGUGUUCGCGCUGCCCAACUUCGCUUUUCUCCUUGCUCAAUACCCUUGCAGGUACAACGAUGCAACCCAGCUGGUGCAAAACUGUAAUGAGGAGAAGAAGCCAUGGGCAUUUGGCGCAAUCUUGGCAAGUGCUUGGAAUGAAGCAAUCAUCAAGAGGUUCCGCAAAUGCACGCCGGAGGGAUUUUUGUCAACCUGUCAAAUGUUGACACAGGCCAGAUCAAUGAGCACAAAGGGCUCCAAUUAAUGAGGGG
This is a messenger RNA of Durusdinium trenchii, 677 nucleotides long. The record is from the annotation of a GenBank genome assembly. NCBI's taxonomy places the organism in Eukaryota, Dinophyceae, Suessiales, Symbiodiniaceae.